Molecule: messenger RNA, 1578 nt
Organism: Colletotrichum gloeosporioides
Lineage: Eukaryota; Fungi; Ascomycota; Sordariomycetes; Glomerellales; Glomerellaceae
Product: putative transporter PB10D8.01
Exons: 5
Coding region: 1-1578 (525 amino acids)
Biological process (GO): L-cysteine transport
Cellular component (GO): membrane
Molecular function (GO): L-cysteine transmembrane transporter activity
Source: RefSeq, a predicted model, not a curated record
AUGACUAGAGACAGAGGUAUUGAGGAAGACAGCCCCAACGAGAAGAUCGUCCACACUUCCAACGAUGGCACUCCUCUCGACGUGAAGCCAUCCGACAAUGGCAACGGACAGGGCAGACAUGAGCACGCCGUCAGUAAGGAUGAAGUCGACGAUACCACACUCUUCUACAACCUCAAUAAGGAGAAAGCCGGCUCUUUCACUGCGGAGAUGGAAGGUAAGCUUGUGCGCAAAAACUUCUGGUUUCUGCUUGGUCAGACCUGGUGGAUCGCCUUCCUGAUCCACCUGGACAAGUCGACACUGUCGCAAGCUAGCACUAUGGGGAUCUUUAAGGAUGUCGACAUGACGAAGAAACAGUACAAUGACCUUUUUGUGGUGUUUUAUACUGGCUACCUUAUUGCUCUUUGGCCAGGGGCAUGGUUGUCUCAGAGAACUGGCCAGAAACAGUUCAUCGUUGGAUCGCUAUUGCUUUGGGCUCUAUUGCUCGCAAUGCAUACCGAGUCUCAGAUUGUACCGAGCACCACCAUUCUUCAUCAAGCAUUCUUUUCUCCAAAGAAAAGUCCUUGGGUUCAGCUUCUUUGGUGGGCUUCGGGCAGCUUCGCAAACGUACUCCUCACCAUGGUUGCUUACAAGUUGAUCCUCCUCGAUGAUGCUCAUACACUGAUUGGCGGGCUGUCGUCGUGGAAGUGGUUGCACAUUAUAUGUGUGAUCCUGACCUUUAUCAUGGCAGUCCCGCUGGCUUUCUUCCUGCCAAACUCACCCGUGGAGGCGAAAUGGCUCUCGACCGCAGAGAAGGUACACACAAUCAAGGCGAUCCGCGACACACAAUCGGGCAUCAAGAAUUCGACAUGGAAGUGGUCGCAAGUUCGAGAAGCGUUUACAGACCCCAAAAGUUGGCUUUUCAUAUUCCAUAUGUUCUUCAACGAACUUCCGAACAACACCUCGCAGCAGCUUCCUCUUAUUAUCGUUGGUUUUGGCUUUACGCCAGCAGAGAGCGCGCUUUUCAAUAUUGCCAAGCCGUUGAUUGGUUCAUUCCUUGUUCUUGUAUCUGCCGCUAUGCUUUAUGGGACUCGACUUGGCACUGGCUAUACCUGCGCGAUAUCGUACAUCCCAUGCUUCGUUGGGGGCAUAAUUGAGCUUGCAGCCCCUUGGUCCAACAAGAUCGCGCUCGUUGUUGGCACUCAGAUUUCAACAUUCAAGCCGUCCUAUCUGCUCGGUCUUUCUUGGGCUGGUACCGCCACGACCGGGUAUACGAAGAAGCUUACCGUUAUGUCAACCUGUGUGGUUGCUGCAUCGGCUGCAAAUAUGAUUUCGCCCGAGUUUUGGCAACCCAAGUACAAACCAAGAUACACUCUACCAUGGGCUUUCAUGACUGCAUUUUGGUUCAUAUCACCUGCCAUGUGCCUUGUCAUCCGCUGGUAUCUCGUCCGUGAGAAUCGACGCAGGCAGGCUUACGUGGAUGCUGAUGGAAGUUCGGACGACAACGAUGUCCUGGACACUGGGGACAGGGUUGUCCAUGUGUACAAGGAAGAUCUCGAUCUGACGGAUCGCCAGAAUCAAAAGUUUAUUUACCCGUUGUGA